AUGAAGGAGACGAUCAAGGAGCGAAAAGCUUUCAAGGAUGUUGGUGGUCAUCAUUUGCAAAAUUACGCCAUUUCUUUCGAUCCUAGACCGAAGAAGACGACGAGCAGAGAGGAUCUGGAGAGCUGCCAGGAGGCUGGAGGCGAGAUCUUGCACGUCUGUAUUGGAAUCAGCGAAAAGAAAGGGGGACGCGAUGGCGGAAACGCCCGGGUGCUGCUCCGCACGAAUUUUCGAACUGUCAUCAACGAUUUGGAAGGACACAUCCUCUCCGUUUUGGACGGCUCCGCCAGGACCAAAAUUUCUUCUAUGCUGCUGGAGACGGCACAUUAUUCAAAUGGGAUAGCAAGGGAUAGCACCUUCCGGCCUUCGGCCCGUCAUGUCCCCAGAACCCGGAGAAUGACUGGUGUGACCAAGCACUGA
Penicillium verhagenii is the source of this 417-nucleotide messenger RNA. RefSeq lists its product as uncharacterized. The coding region runs from base 1 to 417 and encodes 138 amino acids. The transcript is spliced from 3 exons. Lineage: Eukaryota; Fungi; Ascomycota; Eurotiomycetes; Eurotiales; Aspergillaceae. The record is from RefSeq and is a predicted model, not a curated record.